Molecule: messenger RNA, 1506 nt
Organism: Cotesia glomerata
Lineage: Eukaryota; Metazoa; Arthropoda; Insecta; Hymenoptera; Braconidae
Gene: Uba5
Product: ubiquitin-like modifier-activating enzyme 5
Exons: 2
Coding region: 226-1386 (386 amino acids)
Biological process (GO): protein ufmylation
Cellular component (GO): cytosol; cytoplasm
Molecular function (GO): UFM1 activating enzyme activity
Source: RefSeq, a predicted model, not a curated record
UUUCAUUCAGUUAACCUAAAAAAAACACGUUCUGUUGGUAGGACCUGUGCGCACCGAAAAAGAUGCGCAAUUAAAUGUCAUCAAAACCACUGAUUCCUGAUUCAUAUCCACGUGUCGUCGAAAAAAAAAAAACUUGAUUGUCAAACCAUCUGUUUACGUCAGUCCACCUAAACAUCUCAGUCUAUCUCCAUUCUCUCUAACAAAAAGUAUCUAAAACUCGUAGAAAUGCCAAGUAUCGAAGAGUUAACCGAAAAAAUCCGCCAAUUAGAACUAGAACUCUCUCAAGAGCGUAAUAAAAAUGUGUCGCGUAAAAAAAUCGAAGUGUUAUCCUCGGAAGUAGUUGACACAAACCCCUACAGCCGUUUGAUGGCCCUGAAGCGUAUGGGGAUAGUCGACAACUACGAGAAAAUCCGUACCCUGACCGUUGCAGUAGUCGGAGUCGGCGGAGUGGGAAGUGUCACCGCAGAAAUGUUAACCCGCUGCGGAAUUGGCAAACUCAUUCUCUUUGACUACGACAAAGUUGAGCUGGCAAACAUGAACCGACUGUUUUUCCAGCCGCACCAGGUCGGACUGAGCAAAGUGAACGCAGCAGCCAGUACCUUGAUGACCAUCAACCCAGAUGUCUUCGUGGAAACUCAUGAUUACAACAUCACAACUGUCGAGCACUUUGAGAACUUCAUGAAAGCUAUUAGCACCGGGAGCUUGACCAACGGACCAGUGGACCUGGUGCUCAGUUGCGUGGACAACUUCGAAGCGAGGAUGGCGAUCAACACCGCCUGCAACGAGCUGAACCUCAAGUGGUUCGAGAGCGGAGUUUCCGAGAACGCGGUCUCAGGCCACAUCCAGUUCAUCGUCCCCGGGGAGUCUGCGUGCUUCGCCUGCGCUCCUCCUCUGGUGGUCGCUUCCAAGAUCGACGAGAAGACUCUCAAGCGAGAAGGAGUCUGUGCUGCUUCCUUGCCCACCACUAUGGGAAUCGUAGCAGGAUUUCUCACCCAGAACGCGCUCAAGUUCCUGCUGAACUUCGGCAACACUUCUUUCUACCUCGGCUACAACGCGAUGGAAGAUUUCUUCCCGUCGAUGGUCCUCCGGCCCAAUCCGAACUGCGAUGACCGGUUCUGCAGGCAGAGACAGCAAGAGUUCCAGGCAUUGCCCAAAGAAGAAAUCGCGGUGGAAGCUGUUGAAGAAGCUCCGGUUCAUGAAGAUAAUGAUUGGGGAAUUUCGCUGAUUGAUGAAACUGCUGAUGUUGCUGAAGAAGAUAAUGUUCAGGGACUUUGUCCAGGUCUCAGGCAGGCCUAUGUUGUCCCGGAUGCUCAUGCUCAUGAGAAUGUUGUUGAUGCAAGUGCGCUUAGUCUUGAAGAGCUCAUGGCUACCAUGAAGACUAUUUAAGUUUUCGUUUUGGUUGAUCUUGAGAAGAAAUCGUCAGGCUUUUGGAAACAAAUUGUUAAAAUUUUCAAGUGUCUGUUGAUUUAAAAAAAAUUAUUAUUUUAAGUCAGAUAUAUUGUUUAU